Molecule: messenger RNA, 537 nt
Organism: Anopheles coustani
Lineage: Eukaryota; Metazoa; Arthropoda; Insecta; Diptera; Culicidae
Product: dynein regulatory complex protein 8
Exons: 5
Coding region: 1-537 (178 amino acids)
Molecular function (GO): calcium ion binding
Source: RefSeq, a predicted model, not a curated record
AUGACCGAUUUUGAAUAUUCUGACAUCAACCCUGCAAACGAAUUGGAAAAGCGUAUUGCAGACGCAUUUCUGAUUUUCGAUCACCACGGUAACAAAACGGUGGAUGUUCGCGAAAUUGGAACCAUCUUGAGAUUUUUAGGUUGCGUUCCCACGGAGGCCGACGUGAAUGAAGUUAUCUCUGCCACGGAGUUUGAAGAUUCUAACGGCACCGUCCAUUUAUCAAAAUUCCUUCCAUACGUUAGCCAGUUGAUUGCAGAGCAUAAAAUGGAACCAGCCCCGCCGGAAAAGUUGCUCAAGGCAUUCCGUGUUCUGGACCAGGAAGGAAAAGGUUUUGUAGAUAAAGAGUACAUGACAAAGCUUAUUACGGAAGAGGGAGAACCAUUCACGGUGGAGGAACUUGAGGAAAUGAUGGCCGUGGCCGUGGAUAUGGCGACCGACAAAAUCGCUUAUGAACUGUACUUGAACCAACUUUUGCACGAACCGUCUGAUAGUAUUUAUGCACUUGCCGACAAAGUACGAAAUCGAAAUAAUCGCUGA